This is a messenger RNA of Olea europaea var. sylvestris, 1201 nucleotides long. RefSeq names its product protein SRG1-like. Lineage: Eukaryota; Viridiplantae; Streptophyta; Magnoliopsida; Lamiales; Oleaceae. The record is from RefSeq and is a predicted model, not a curated record. The coding region runs from base 25 to 1053 and encodes 342 amino acids. The transcript has 4 exons.
UAUCGAGAACAAUUUCAAUAAUUCAUGGCUGAAGUAGAAGUAACACAAAAACCUGUUCAAGAGAUGGUAGAAAAUGGGAUUCAGUUUCCAAAUGAAUAUAUUUGGAAAGAUGCUAAUUAUGGAGUCAUAGAUGCAUUUGCGCCACUCGCAGAAAUUCCAGUUAUUGAUAUUGCUCGUUUGAAUAAUGUCGAAGAACUCGACAAACUUCGAUCGGCUCUCACCUCAUGGGGAUGCUUUCAGGCAAUCAAUCAUGGAAUUGAAUUUUCCCUUCUGGAAAAAAUACGUGAAGUUGGUAGACAGUUUUUUCACCUUCCUAUGAUGGAGAAGCAAAAAUAUGCCAGAGAGGCAGGCAAAAUAGAUGGAUAUGGGAAUGAUAUGAUUCUUUUCGAGAAUCAAACGCUUGAUUGGUUUGAUCGGCUGAUGCUUUUAGUUCAUCCAGAAAAUGAGAGAAAACUCAAAUUUUGGCCUGAAAAUCCACAAUCUUUUAGGGCUAUAUUGUUCGAAUAUGCUACAAGGAUUGAGCAGAUAGAAGAACAACUAUUGAAGUCUAUGGCGAGAUCAUUGAAUUUAGAAGAGGACUGCUUCUUGAAGCAAUGUGGUCAGCUUAAACGAUUGGCUGCGCAAUUCAACUAUUACCCUCCUUGUCCAAGGCCUGAUUGUGUCCUUGGACUCAAGCCACAUGCUGAUGCUACGACAGUAACCAUUCUCCUGCAAGAUGAAGAGAUAGAAGGUCUACAAGUCAUGAAAGAUGAUAAGUGGUUUCGUGUUCCUAUAAUCCCUGGUGCUCUUCUCGUUAAUGUUGGUGAUCAAAUAGAGAUAAUGAGUAAUGGAAUUUUUAAGAGCCCAGUGCACAGAGCAUUAACAAACUCCAAGAAGGAGAGGAAAACUCUAGCCAUGUUCUGUGCUUCAGAAGUUGGAAAAGAGAUUGAACCAGUGGGGAAACUUAUUAAUGACAAUAGGCCAAGAUUAUACAAGGCAGUGAGAGAUUAUCAUGAGACUUUUAUCUUCUCCUACCAGCAGGGAAAGAGGGCAAUUGAUGCAGUGAAAAUGUAGUUAUGACAUGAUCUUUAUUUUUACAGUAAAUCAUGUAGUCUCAAGGAUCAAGGGAUUCCAAGACAAGCUCUUUCUUCCUUCUCUUUGUGUGUUGUGUAGCUGCAAUAAAUAGUGGGUGAUCUUACCAAAUUUAGAUCUACCCUUUCCC